CUCUAUCCAAAUUUAUCCGAUCAUAACAAUUUGUUCCGUUAAGUCGGAAUUACUCUGGAGUUUACAUUGGAAGGAUAAUGCAGUUGUGAAGAUCUAGGAUCAAUCCAAAUUUGAUAUGUAAAACAGACAGCAUUCACCAUGAACGAGAGACAGACCUUUCGACCUUAUCAUGAGUAUCAGCAACAACAACGUAACCUUGUCAACGACAAAGAUGAGUUUGGGCCAAAGUUGUUCAAGCAGAUGGUGGUGGGCUUUGUGUGUGCAGGACUGUUGGGGUUGAUUUUCCUGGUCAUGGGGGCAGUGUUUAUGAAGGAGGCAUUAAAGUCUGACUAUGCUAUAUCGGUGAUGCUGUGUGUUUUUGGAAUGGUGGCUGGACUGAUUAUAUUGGUGGGAACAGUCAUUCUUGGCAAGUUGUCCAUCUCCAGAAAGUGGCUUAAAGCUUCACCUCAGCCCAGAAAUUCACAGUGCUUUCAGACCUGCUCUGUUGUGUAUACACCUUCCCAAGAUCCAAUUGCCGUACACGAUGCGCCGCCUGCUUACGAUGCGAUCAUGCUCAAUGAGUUUGUACCUGGGACUGUCCUGGAAGUAUCGCAAUCUGCAAUUCUUCCUCCCAAAUACUGUGAUGUAGCCUCCCUGCCAAACUAUGGGGAACCAGUGUGAAUAGACAUAUUUUAGAAACAACUAUUCGAAGCUUGAUAAAAUAUGUUAAUAUGUACUGUAAAAUCACUAAUUCUCAUGUUGGUCUGAAUUUUGUUGAUUCUGUGAUAUCAACAUGCCCACAAAUUCAGGUCCUCCCCUAAGUUUUAAAGCAAGUUACAACAAAGACAAUUCAUCAGCUCUUCUCCUUGUCAUCAAAAUUCAGACCACACAAGUGAUUUUGCAGUAAAUAUCGAUUAUUUUAGUAUGUAUAUUAAAUAUUUGUAUAUUUGCAGUUACUUUGCCUUGCCAUACAUGGUUUUAACAAUUUGGAAAUUUUGAAGUAUAUUUUAAUGAUAUACUGUAGUAGCAAAAAUAAUCUUUUAAAUUCUUAUAUACAUGUAUUCUGUAAAAUCGUUUAUUUUUGUGGGUUGAAAAAAAACUGACACAAUUUUAUGGCUGAAGAGCUGUUACUCUUUGCUACAGUUCACUUUCUCUUGUUUGCCGAGGAUUGUAAUUUUUAUGCAUGUCAAUGCCAUGAAAACUACAAUAAUUAAACCCCAUGAAAAUAAAUGAUUUCACUCUUUUAUUAUAUAUAUAUAUAUGAUUUAUUGACUUACAAUUAUUUAUAAUUUUGUAUCUAAUUACAAAACUACAUAGGUGACUUGCUGUAAGAAAAAAAUAAGUGCUAUUGUGAUUCUGACUUUGUGUCCAAAAUAGAUCAUUAGGUAUUUUUAAAUGUGAAAAUACCUAUCAUAUCAUUGUUCUUACAUGUAUGUAGACACUGCUGUACAAUUUCAUGAGAUGUGUAGAUUUUAUCAACACUAAAAUGAUGAUGUAGUAUGCAAUUUCAUGAGAUGUAAUUACAUCAACACUAAAAAUGAUGAUGUAGUAUGCAAUUUCAUGAGAUGUGUAGAUUACAUCAACACUAAAAAUGAUGAUGUAGUAUGCAAUUUCAUGAGAUGUGUAGAUUACAGCAACACUAAAAUGAUGAUGUAAUAUGCAAGGCCAGGUUUUUAGGUGAUUCUUCUACAUGUGUACAUUUAAAUCUCUGCUUCUGUUGAUAUUGUAUGAUGAGGUUUGUAGAAAAAGACAGGUCUGCAUGAGUUAAACUGCAGAGAAAUGAUGAGGAAUUGUCCCAAGUACUUACGAACUAGUGCGAUUAUGAGAGAAAUGUUUUUGGAAUUGAAGAUACUAAUCAUGCUGUGAAAAUGGAAUGUAUGUUGGGUUUUGUUUUUGCACAAUUUGCAAUAUGGUUUCAGAUUUUUCUUUAUAUCUUUUCUUUAUUGAAUUUUUUCUGUUAACUGUUUAAAUCAAUAUUGCAGGAGUAAAUACACAUCUACUUAUGCUGAAUUCUGAUUGGCUAACACUUUGGGGACUGUAGCUUUCAUGUAUUUAAUCUAAAUACCUUGAAAAUGGAUAUGGACUAAGUAUAUUUUUAAUACCCCAAGAUAUGAUAUGGCAUCUUUAUGUGUGCAACAUAAAUACUACUUUGUUAUCAUUUUGUUGUUGAAUUUAUUGUUGAGGAUUUUUUUCUGUUGAGAUUUUUUGUUUCUUUCUGAUUUUAUCUCUCAGUUCCUGUACAAGAAAUUUUUCUUCAAUCUUGCUGAGGUAAAAUCAAAAAGUGGCUUUCAAAACAAAGAACAAAUAUAUGUAGAUAUUUUCCCAGAUUGAUUUUUGUUAAGAUUUACAUUAUGUGUAUUGCUCUUAUUUGCAGAUUUUUAUAAAGCUGAUGGAAGAGUUAGUUGUAUAUGCUUUUAUGAUUGUGAAAAAUAUUGAAAUUGCCUGGUAUGUUUGUACAUGAUGAUUGUGUAUUGAUCUGAAUAGUUACUCUUAAAGAGUUACAUAAUGAAGGGGGGAAAUAUUGAUUUUACUGUAUGCAAAUGUCACAAUUGUUCCUAUUGUUUUUCUGAAAUAAGGUGUGAUGAAGGCCAAUAGAAAUUUAUAACACCUCUGUAACCCUCACUUCAGAUAUAGAUUCCCAUACACACAGUAAAGUUUAGAGUUAUCUCCCUUGUGACAUUUGACACAAUGAUCUGUUUUCUAAAUUCUUUUUUACAGUUGCCUGGUUCAGAAUUUAUAUAAUUGCAUAUGGACCUCUAUAAUUUCCAGAAAUUUAGCCAUUUCUCCCAGAAAUCUGAAAUUUAGAAUUAGAAUUUUUCCCACCAUGAAACAAAUAUAAAGCAUCAUAGUAUGAGUCGUGUAUGGCUACGAACAGUAUCGUGUAUUUAAGUGGGAUUACCCUCUGUAGAAAUACACAUUGUGUGUUAUGAAAUUUUUUUUUUAUGAACCCAACACAAAUCAUUUUGGUCUGAAAUUUGUGAGCUGAUCAAAGAAUCUAUAAUUAAUAUCGAGAAGAACUGGAUAUGAAUUUUAUGAUUAAUCUUUUUUAAUCAUUGAUAAAGAAUAUUGGCAUAUCAAAGAUCUAGUGUUUCUAUGACUGUGUAUUGUGUUUCGCUGAGGAUUUCUGCUAGAUUUCGGACGUUGUAUGUUUGUAUGCUGGUACCUAGAUUUCGGACAUUGUACGUUUGUAUCUAGCUGUUGUGCUACUUUCAACCGCCAAGGAUUUCCGCUAGAUGUCAGAUGUUGUAUGCUGGGAUCUAGAUUUCUGAUGUACGUUUGUAUGCUGAGAUCUAGAUUUCUGACAUCCGUUUGUAUGCUGAAAUUUAGAUUUCUGAUGUACGUUUGUAUGCUGGGAUCUAGAUUUCUGAUGUUGUAUGCCGAGAUCUAGAUUUCUGAUAUACGUUUGUAUGCUGAGAUUUAGAUUUCUAAUAAACGUUUGUAUGCCAGGAUCUAGAUUUCUGAUGUACGUUUGUAUGCUGGGAUCUGACGUACGUUUGUAUGCUGAGAUCUAGAUUUCUGAUGUUGUAUGCUGAGAUCUAGAUUUCUGAUAUACAUUUGUAUGCUGAGAUCUGGAUUUCUGACGUUGUUUGCUGGGAUCUAGAUUUCUGACGUAUGCUGAGAUCUAGAUUUCUGACGUUGUUUGCUGAGAUCUAAAUUUCUGACGCAUGCCGAGAUCUAAAUUUCGGACGUAUGCCGGGAUCUAGAUUUCUGACGUUGUAUGCUAGGAUCUGUACCCUGGUAUUUAACUGUUGUACCACUUUCAAACACAAAUGUUGUACUGAAAAUUUAAUUUGCUGUGAUACUUUCCAUAUAUUUUGUUUAUAAACAGAUGUUUUAUAAUGAAUACAGAUUCUAAUUAUGUAUAUACAGACUUUCAGCUGUAAU
This is a messenger RNA of Ostrea edulis (European flat oyster), 3864 nucleotides long. RefSeq lists its product as uncharacterized. The coding region runs from base 139 to 660 and encodes 173 amino acids. The record is from RefSeq and is a predicted model, not a curated record. Lineage: Eukaryota; Metazoa; Mollusca; Bivalvia; Ostreida; Ostreidae. The transcript is spliced from 4 exons.